Molecule: messenger RNA, 2567 nt
Organism: Orcinus orca (killer whale)
Lineage: Eukaryota; Metazoa; Chordata; Mammalia; Artiodactyla; Delphinidae
Gene: TC2N
Product: tandem C2 domains, nuclear
Exons: 12
Coding region: 147-1619 (490 amino acids)
Cellular component (GO): nucleus
Source: RefSeq, a predicted model, not a curated record
GGGGGCGGGGCCUCGGGGCGCGGCCGCGCGAGGUGACCGGAUCGCGGUUCCCGCGGGCGGCAACGCCAGAACGCUCACUGCCUCGAGCAGAUUAAUAUUAAAAUUGGAAAUUUGUAUCUUUUGCUGGAUAUUGGAGAUUGAAUGUAAUGGCAACAGAAUUUAUAAAGAGUUGCUGUAGAGGAUGUUUCUAUGGUGGAACAGAAAAGCACAACUUAUCUGUGGAAAGAGACUUUAAAGCAGCAGUAUCAAAUAGUCAAAAUACUGCUAUCUGUAUACCUCCAUUGACGUCCAUUUCUGUAAAGCCUCAGGUUGGCUGUACUGAGGAUUAUUUACUUUCCAAAUUACCAUCUGAUGGCAAAGAAGUACCGUUUGUGGUGCCCAGGUUUAAGUUAUCUUAUAUUCAGCCCAGGAUGCAAGGAACGCCUUCACAUUUGGAAGAACUUGAAGGGUCUGCCAGAGCAUCUUUUGGAGCUAGAAAGGUAGAACUUUCCAGUUCAUCUCAGCAUGGACCCAGCUAUGAUGUAUAUAACCCAUUCUAUAUGUAUCAGCACGUGUCACCUGAUUUGAGUCGGCGCUUUCUUCCUCGUUCAGAAACAACGAAACGAUAUGGAUCGGUUUGUGACUUAAGGACCAAUAGACUUCCCAAUUCCCCUGGACUAAGCAAGUCUAUGUUUGAUCUUACAAGUUCAUCUCAGCAGUUCAUUCAGAGACAUGAUUCAUUGUCCAGUAUGCCCAGUAGUUCUUCUUCAAGGAAAAACUCUCAGGGGAGUAACAGAAGCCUGGAUACAAUUACUCUAUCAGGAGAUGAAAGAGAUUUGGGGAGAUUAAAUGUGAAAAUGUUUUAUAAUUCUUCAGUAGAGCAAAUCUGGAUCACAGUUUUACAGUGCAGAGAUUUAAGUUGGCCCUCUAGUUAUGGAGAUAAUCCUACUAUUUCUAUAAAAGGAAUACUAACAUUGCCCAAACCAGUACAUUUCAAAUCUUCAGUCAAGGAAGGCUCUAAUACUAUUGAAUUUAUGGAAACGUUUGUAUUUGCUAUUAAACUCCACAGUCUACAAACUGUAAGACUUGUAUUUAAGAUUCAAACCCAAACUCCUAGGAAGAAAACUAUUGGAGAAUGCUCACUAUCACUCAGAACUCUUAGCACACAGGAAAUGGAUUACUCUUUGGAUAUAUCACCACCUUCAAAAAUUUCUGUUUGCCAUGCAGAACUUGAACUGGGGACUUGUUUUCAAGCGGUAAAUAGCAGAAUUCAGUUACAAAUUCUUGAGGCUCAAUACCUUCCAAGCUCAUCAACACCCCUGACUUUGAGUUUUUUUGUGAAGGUGGCAAUGUUUAGCUCGGGAGAGUUGAUUUAUAAGAAGAAGACACGUUUAUUGAAGGCCUCCAAUGGAAGAGUAAAGUGGGGAGAGACUAUGAUUUUUCCACUUAUACAAAAUGAAAAAGAAAUUACUUUUCUCAUUAAGCUUUACAGUCGAAGCUCUGUAGGAAGAAGACACUUUGUGGGGCAGAUUUGGAUAAGUGAAGACAGUAAUAACAUUGAAGCAGCGAACCAGUGGAAAGAGACAGUUAAAAAUCCAGAAAAGGUUGUUAUCAAGUGGCACAAAUUAAAUCCAUCUUGAAGACCCUGCACAUUAAUUUGGUGACAAACUUGACAUUCUUUUAGAAGACUUACAAUUUCCAUUUGCUACCAAUUUGAAGAGACAGAUCAGUACAUUUAUCAAUUUAUUUAUGGAGGCCAUAAUUAUAGUAUAUAAUGGAUCUAAUAGAAAAUCAAACUUGGUAAAAAAUGGGAUGAAUUUUACCAGAUAUCCAAAGUAAAGGAAAUGCUUUAAAACUGGCCGAAAUAGACAAUAAAAUAAAUGGGUAGUAUUACUAGGGCAACUAAAUAAAUUAUAAAGUCAAUGGGAAUAUCAGUCAUAGAUAGUUGCUGCUAUAUAAUGUUUAUAGGCUUUUUAAAGCUUUACAUAGAUAUUCAAAAUCCACUAUAUCAAGUCUCUGUUAGUACUAGGCUUUACCACUGUUUCAGUGCUAGUCAAGAUUGAUUAGAUCUUAACUCCACUGUUUAACCCCUCGCUACAUAUUUUCCCUCAGAAAGCAAAAGUGAAUUGAACCACUUCAACUAUUCUCAUUUGGGGAAAGUUUGUGGCCUGUGUUUAUCAUUACUUACCCUUAAGUCAUCACAUUGCCACUUAGUAAGCUAUUUAUCUCUAAGAAACUUCAGAUAUAGAAAACUACAUUUUGGCAAGAAUAAAUGAAAACACCAGAAGGUUGAAGUUUAAUUGGAAACCCAGUGUACACACAUUUUGCUAUGUUUCCUCCUUCACAUCCUCUUUGUUUUAAUUGGAGUUGAAAUGAGGUUAUCAUCCAUAUGGCCCAUCCUAAUUAGCAGAAUUAAAUGAGCUUAAGUAGCAAAUUUAAUAUUUUAUGAUAAUCACUUCCUUGGUUUUAGUUUUUUAAAUAUAAAUUGCUUGUUCUAUAAUCCACAACAUUAGAAUAUGUUCCUGUAUUUUAAAACUGGCCAUACAUGAUAACAUUAUGUAGCAAAUAAAUAUUUUCUGUUGCAGUUU